AAGAAGUGUGAAGGACACAGGAACGAAAUGUUGGUGCUGUCUAACAACACAGCCAUGAAUUCACUCCUCUCCAAGCUGCUUCAAGACUAUAUGGAGCAGACAAAUAACUCUGCACCUUCCCAGGUCAGAAGUGCCAGCACCAACCUGGAAAUCAUCUACGUGUUGAUGAUGUUUGGCCUCUUUGGCUUCUUCACAGUAGGAGUCAUGCUGACCAACAUCCGCGCCAGGAGGCUGGAGGGCUCCCACGACCCCUACAACACCUACAUUGCCACAGACGUUUGGCACAAGAAGGACAGGCAGUAUUUUCAAGCCAAGCUCAUAGAAAAUUACAAGCUGUGCUGUGUCUUUGAAAACCAGCUGGCCGUGGAGCAGCCAGGCAUGCAGAUUCCCGAGGCAAAGUCUUCCUAG
This is a messenger RNA of Indicator indicator, 408 nucleotides long. RefSeq names its product potassium voltage-gated channel subfamily E regulatory subunit 1 (gene KCNE1). Gene Ontology annotation, molecular function: voltage-gated potassium channel activity involved in ventricular cardiac muscle cell action potential repolarization; delayed rectifier potassium channel activity; potassium channel regulator activity. The coding region runs from base 28 to 408 and encodes 126 amino acids. The record is from RefSeq and is a predicted model, not a curated record. The transcript has a single exon. Lineage: Eukaryota; Metazoa; Chordata; Aves; Piciformes; Indicatoridae. Gene Ontology annotation, cellular component: membrane. Gene Ontology annotation, biological process: negative regulation of delayed rectifier potassium channel activity; regulation of heart rate by cardiac conduction; potassium ion export across plasma membrane.